Ceratitis capitata (Mediterranean fruit fly) is the source of this 1914-nucleotide messenger RNA. RefSeq lists its product as uncharacterized. The record is from RefSeq and is a predicted model, not a curated record. The coding region runs from base 160 to 1806 and encodes 548 amino acids. Gene Ontology annotation, molecular function: endonuclease activity. Gene Ontology annotation, cellular component: Las1 complex; preribosome, large subunit precursor. Gene Ontology annotation, biological process: maturation of 5.8S rRNA; maturation of LSU-rRNA. The transcript is spliced from 6 exons. Lineage: Eukaryota; Metazoa; Arthropoda; Insecta; Diptera; Tephritidae.
GGAUGGUUUGUUUACAAUUUGUGAGAUUGACAUUCGUGCAUUCAACUCAGAUCGAAUAUUAUUAUAAUUUUAUAUUAUUAAUAUAUUUAUACGUUCUCUGUUUAACUCACAUAUAAAAGGAUAAAAGUGGAUUGUUAGGAAGAUUUGAUACAAUUUAAAAUGGAUAGCAACGUGAAGCUAUCUGGAGAAAUGGAGCAGCAGAAUUUGCGAAAAAGGCGUACAGUUGUGGGUCCAUGGAAAGAUGUAAAGGAAUUUCGUUCCGUAUAUGAGCAUUUGUAUGGCGAAGAUACCGAUGCAGAACAACAAAUGCAAGCACUUAGCCAAAUUAAUAUUUGGAGUUUGAGACGAAGCACGCAAUGCCCAGCCGGUGUGCUAGCGACUAAAACAAUUUUUGAGGUACAAUGUUUGGAUAAGAGCAAAGGCCAAGAAGCCAUUACAGAAAGUGUUUUACAAACGCUAUAUGCAAGUGCCAUUAUACGUUUUUUUAAUUUUAUGUCAUCGACGAUGCAAACACACAAUAUGCGUUCAAUGUACGAUACUGCGAGUAUGCUGGGCUUACCAUCCUUUGUAGUUGACUUGCGACAUCUCUGUGCACAUGGUCAAGUCUUACCACCUCUUGACUUAUUAAGGAGUACAGUAAGCAACUGUAUAGUGUGGCUUCGCGAUUACUAUUGGGUACCACAAUUGGAGUCUAUGUGUGAUGUCGAAGCGAGCAAAAUUCGACGUAAAGAUAAGACGUUGUUUGAAGAAAAUGUAACAAAGUUGUUGGUUAUUUACGAUGCCGCCUUGGAAUGUUAUUGUAAAGGAGCGCAUAAUAUGAAAACUGGCAAGCGACAUAUUAGCGGCAAGAGAUUAGCGGAAUUAAGAACAUUUUAUGCAGAAAAGAAGUUGACUUCGUUGAAAGACACAUUGGAGUUUGUAUUAAAAGAGUUGAUAAUUUUAGUCAAACGUGAAACUGGUAUCAAAGAUAUGUCGGAGAUUUUUAUUGAAGCUCUGCAGAAGAUGAAAUUUUUCUUUACUGUUGGAGACACUUAUAACGCGGAUGAACCACUUGAAAUCCUUAUUGGCGCAACACAUAGCUUUUUCCGAAUGUUGGCCGUAUAUGGUUUCAUUGAAGACGUCUUUUAUAGUUUCAUAGGCUUGGCUGAGAAUACAUAUUUAGAUGAAAUUCGUCGUACCGGUGCAAGUUUUUGGGCAACUCGCAUAGCGGCUGGAUUUGUCGCCUUUCGAAAAUGCAAACAAAUGUACAAAGCUGAAUUGGAAGAAAAUCCGCAUACAAAAGACUUCGACUUCACUUCUUUAAAUUUGGAAAAUAUCUCCAAGAAAAUGAGAAGACAUUUAAUAUAUGCGGGUGUGGACAUUAAAUGUACCCCAAUUUUUGGUGAUUCCAUGCGCCGACCUUGGGUAUGGAUAGUCGAAAAGAGUUAUGUAGAGGAAAAAUUGAGUUCUAUUAAUAAAUAUAAUGGACCAAUAAUCAAAGGUAUUUUGCCACUUGUCGAUCCGCCACUAACAACUUCCGAAAUUAGAGGCAUAUCACUUCUUAUCGAUGCAUAUUUAGGAAAGAGGACAGGAGUGAAAAAAGUCGUUGCGGAGCCUGUCAGCAAGGAUGAUACCAUACACACGGCUAGUGAAUUGCUGCAAGCCCUGAAAAAGCAAAGUGGCAGCGGAGAUGAAAAAAUGCAUAUCGAUGAAAAUGAGGCAGUGAGUGAAAAUAAAGGGCAGUUUGGUAUUUGGACACUUGAAAAGAAUGAUGAAAUAACGAAUUGGUCAGUAUGCCCUUUGGGACGAUUACCGUGGGAGACCUAAAAGUCUACAAUCUGCUUGAAUUAAUAUUGCAUGAUUGCAUAAGUUCGUGCCUGAUUUCAAGUGCAAACUAAUAUUGAAGUUUUUUGAAGAAAGCGCUUUUAUUAAUCA